AUGGCGCGCAUCAAUAUCCCUCUAGACGCGCUUACCAGCCGUCUCAACUUCUCCGGCCGCUUCGACUCGGUGCGCUCCCAAAGCUUAGCGAAUCGCUUCGCCAACCUCAAACCUGUGGGCGAGUUCUUCGACGUCAAGCGACUCAGUAGACCCCGGGACUUCGCGGAGAUCCAGGGUCGGGUGAAUUACAACCUGAGCUACUUCAGCAGCAACUAUGCGGUUGUCUUUGUGAUGCUCGCCAUCUACAGCUUGCUCACCAACUUACUCCUGUUCUUUGUGAUGCUUCUAGUCGUUGGUGGCAUGUUCGGUAUCUCCAAGCUCCAAGGCGCGGAUCUGGACCUAGGCUUUGCACGCUUCACCUCGUCGCAGCUGUACACAGGCCUGCUGAUCGUCGCCGUGCCCUUGGGUAUUUGGGCGCGGCCUAUUACGACAAUACUGUGGUUAGUAGGUGCAAGUGCUGUAACCAUUCUGGGCCACGCGAGCUUGAUGGACAAACCUAUAGAGGCAUCUUUCUCCGAGGAGGCGGUUUAG
Baudoinia panamericana UAMH 10762 is the source of this 531-nucleotide messenger RNA. RefSeq lists its product as uncharacterized. The transcript is spliced from 2 exons. The record is from RefSeq and is a predicted model, not a curated record. The coding region runs from base 1 to 531 and encodes 176 amino acids. Gene Ontology annotation, cellular component: Golgi apparatus. NCBI's taxonomy places the organism in Eukaryota, Fungi, Ascomycota, Dothideomycetes, Mycosphaerellales, Teratosphaeriaceae.